This is a messenger RNA of Camellia sinensis, 1227 nucleotides long. RefSeq names its product xyloglucan endotransglucosylase protein 1. Gene Ontology annotation, biological process: xyloglucan metabolic process; cell wall biogenesis. Gene Ontology annotation, cellular component: cell wall; apoplast. Gene Ontology annotation, molecular function: xyloglucan:xyloglucosyl transferase activity; hydrolase activity, hydrolyzing O-glycosyl compounds. The record is from RefSeq and is a predicted model, not a curated record. Lineage: Eukaryota; Viridiplantae; Streptophyta; Magnoliopsida; Ericales; Theaceae.
UUGGCUCCAGCCUUAGAGCUCCCGCGUCUCUUAUCUCUCACUCUCUCUCUCCUUCACAAGCAUCCUCAUCUUCCUUUUAUAGCUCACAGCUCCCCCCCUCCCCCUAUAUAUACACACUCCUCUUUUCUAUAUUACCCACAAAACACUCUCCACAAUAUUCUCUCUAUCUCUCAAAUGGCCUUUUGUAAUAAUGGGUUGUGCAUGGUAUUGCUGGUUAGUGUCAUGGUGAUGAGCUCUUUGAUGGUUGCCUAUGGUGGCAACUUUUACCAAGACUCUGACAUAACAUGGGGUGAUCAACGAGCCAAGGUUUUCAAUGGAGGUCAGCUUCUGUCUCUCUCACUAGACAAGAUCUCUGGCUCCGGAUUUCGAUCCAAGAAAGAGUACUUGUUUGGGAGGAUUGAUAUGCAACUCAAACUUGUUGCUGGAAACUCUGCUGGCACUGUUACUACUUAUUACUUGUCUUCUGAAGGGCCAACACAUGAUGAGAUUGACUUCGAGUUCUUGGGAAACCUCACCGGUGACCCUUACAUUGUCCACACCAAUGUCUUCACUCAAGGCAAAGGGAAUAGAGAGCAACAAUUCUAUCUCUGGUUCGAUCCCACCAAAAAUUUCCAUACUUACUCCAUCAUAUGGAUCCCCCACCAUAUCAUUUUCUUGGUGGAUAACACUCCAAUAAGAGUAUUCAAGAAUGGUGAAUCAAUUGGUGUCCCUUUUCCCAAAAACCAACCCAUGAGGAUCUACUCUAGCCUUUGGAAUGCUGAUGAUUGGGCCACAAGAGGCGGGUUAGUGAAAACCGAUUGGACAAAAGCACCCUUUACAGCAUACUAUCGGAACUUCAAUGUCCAAACUUGUUCUGGGACAUGCACUUCUUCUUCAUUUUCGAGUGGGGCAUGGCAGAGCCAAGAGCUUGAUGCCUAUAGCCGAAGAAGACUAAGAUGGGUUCAGAAGAAUUUCAUGAUUUACAAUUACUGCACAGAUUUUAAACGCUUCCCUCAAGGCUUUCCUCUAGAGUGUAGACUAUGAAGGUUCCUCUAAACAAAUGUUAAUGAAGUUUGUACUAUUUAGUCCAUGGUUAAAAUUCUUCCUCACUUUGUUUAUAUUCAAGUUCCACUUUGUUCUAUAAGCUUGUUCGCUAUUUUUGACAAUUCAAAGUCUAGAAAUGUAAUUCAAGCGUGUUAGCAAGAAUCUGAAAAGUCCUUACAGAUAAUAAAUACCAAUUUUUAUCAA